AAGAGGAAUCGCAGAGCGGGGAGGUGACGAUGGAGGGACGCGAAGGAGAUGAGGUGGGAAAGGAAGAAGAAGAAGAGGAGAAAGAUGAUGAAGAUGAUGAAAUGGAAAAGCCUGUAGAAGUGAGAGAAAAAGUGGAAGAAAGGGUAGGAAAGGGGGAGGUGGAGGAGGAGAGAGAGGGAAGAGAGGAAAGGCGGGUGUUAGAAAAGGAGGUGGACAAAGAGAAAAGAGAUGAAAUUGAUGAAGAAAAGACUCACAUCGAGGCAGAGGAAGGAGGAAGGGAAGAGGAUACGUUUGAGGAGGAAGGGGAGGAGAAGGAGGCAGAUGUAGGCAGUUUAAAAGAGGAGGAUGAGGAUGAGCACAAACUCAUGUCAACAGUUGAGGAGGAAGAGACAGAAAGACAGGAUGAAGAAGUGGAAGAAGAAGAAAAGGCGCCCAGGGAAGAAAUAGAGGCUCGGGAGGAAGAGGAGGAGGAGGCGAUUAUGGGGGAUGGAUGGAUACAUGGAGGAGAUGAGGUCAGCGAUGAUGAAGAGGCUGAAGAACAGAGUGAUGAAGGGAUGGAGGAAAGAGAGGAGGACCCAGCAAAGAAAGAAGAGGGAGAAGAAGGAAGAAAUGAAGGGGGGUUUGAGAAAAAAGGACAUGAAAGAAAGACGAAGGCCUUCAGAGCGAAGGUAGAAAAUGUAGAAAAAGAAAUAAAGACCAUAGGAGACCAUUUGGAAACUGUAGAAGACGAAGAAAAGAUGGAGGCCUUGGGAGAUCAGGUAGAAAAAGUAGAAGAAAAAAAGAUGGAGGCCUUAGGAGACAAUUUGGAAAAUAAUGAAGAAGAAGAAAUGAUGGAGGCAUUGGGAGACAAGGUAGAAAAUGUAGAAGAAGAAAAGAUGGAGGCCUUAAGAGACCAUUUGGAGAAUGUAGAAGAAGAAGUAGAAGAAAAGAUGGAGGCCUUGGGAGACAAGGUAGAAAAUGUAGAAGACGAAAAGAUAGACAGCCUAGGAGACAUUUUGGAAAAUGUAGAAGAAGAAAAGAUGGAGGCCUUAGGACACAAUGUAGAAAAUGUAGAAAAAGAUAAGAUGGACGCCCAAGGAGACAUUUUGGAAAAUGUAGAAGAAGAAGAAGAAGAAGAAAAGAUGGAGGCCUUAGGAGAGAAAGUCGAAAAUGUAGAAGAAGAAAAAGAGAUGCCAGAUACGGGAAAUAAGAAGAUGGAGAAAGAAGAAGAAGAACUACAGACUGUGUUCAAAGAAGAAGAGACGGAGACCUUGGAACACCAAGUAGAACAUGAAGAAGAAGAAGAAGAGACUGUGGAACCCAAAUACGAGCCAGAACACCAGAUCGAUCCACCAGAUUCCCAGAAAUCAUCUGCCUCAGCGCCUCCACCUGCCUCUGAAUGUGCAAAAAUGCUGAGUCAUACCGCAGGAAAAGAACCCUGCAGAGAAACCACAGAAGAAGAGCAGAGCUCAGCCGCUGCCAAAGCCCUCAACAAUGACCGUCCUCCAACAGCAGCGAGCGGAGACAAAGAGACGGAGGGACGGCAGAAUGUGACGGACACAAAGUCUGUGGACGCCUGUCUGGACCUGAGGGAGGAGGAGAGAAGGAGUUUGGAUGAGCGACUUGACGCAACGCCGCUGACAUCACUUCCUGUCUCUGGACAUGAAGGAGAACCUGCAGGUGACCCCCAGGACACGACACCUGAGCCACACACAGGUUGCAGGUCGGAGGCGAAGGCGUCGCCGAUGGACGCCGCCGGCGAGUCGCAGAGAGGAAGCAAAGAUGCGAGUCCGACCGUGAACUCGUCCGCCACCGGAAAGGAGGACAAAGACCUGAGAAGUCCGAACUCUCUCGACACAAACAGCGAGACGGACGGGAAGAAGAACGGCAGCCAUCAGUCCUCCAAGUACCAAACCGUGUCCUUCAGGAAGAUCCGCAGAGGAAACACCCGACAGAGGAUCGAUGAGUUUGAGGCCCUGAUGGACGCGUGAUGAGAGCCCUGAAUACUGUCUGUUGGUUCUUUCGUGUUUUUGUGCUUGAAUAUGACGAUCUCUAGUGGCAGUAGGCCCUGGAAAGAGCCUAGUGGUACACCAACCUGUAAUGUAAUGUAAACGUUCAUGAUAAUUAAACCAGACAGAGUAAAUAUGAGAUUGUAAUAAGCUGACAUACUCCACGUUGAAAUAUUUAAAAUACAUGACUGAUGGUAUUUUUAUAAACAGGCAUUAUACCCAUCUGACGAUACUAGAUGGAGAGAAAUCAUAACUAUCAGAAUGCUUAUUAAAUUAAACAACUUUCAUUUAAAAAUAUCCACAUAACUUGGAAAAAUAAAUGAUGAAAAAUAGGUCCAAGA
Messenger RNA from Pungitius pungitius (ninespine stickleback), 2329 nucleotides. RefSeq names its product cilia- and flagella-associated protein 251-like. The coding region runs from base 30 to 1970 and encodes 646 amino acids. Gene Ontology annotation, molecular function: actin filament binding. The record is from RefSeq and is a predicted model, not a curated record. Gene Ontology annotation, biological process: regulation of cell shape; morphogenesis of a branching structure; actin filament organization. Lineage: Eukaryota; Metazoa; Chordata; Actinopteri; Perciformes; Gasterosteidae. Gene Ontology annotation, cellular component: myelin sheath; internode region of axon; extracellular exosome. The transcript is spliced from 2 exons.